Molecule: messenger RNA, 5476 nt
Organism: Klebsormidium nitens
Lineage: Eukaryota; Viridiplantae; Streptophyta; Klebsormidiophyceae; Klebsormidiales; Klebsormidiaceae
Source: the annotation of a GenBank genome assembly
CAGACUCAGACUCAGAGUCAAAGUCUAGCCUGUCGUCUGGCAUGGGGCGCCCUUCUUCCCUUCUUUGUAGCUCAUGCCGGUUUUUCAUGUGAAUUUUCCUCAGAAUCAAUUGGCUGUGGAUAAGAUGCUGUGCUUAUAGUUGAGCACCUCGAGAUGCAUUGAGCAUCACCAACUUGUGUGAGCAUUGAAUUCUGAAGAAAGUUGGGCAGAGAGUUUAGACUUUUGUGAUUUAUCAUAUACCAUUACUUUGUGUGGGUUUGUAGGAGGUUCCCUGGGUUGCAGAACCACCCUUGCAUCAAGGCUAGCGUGCACAAUUUUCAAAGCAGGCGUCAACUAUGGAAGGGAUGAGAGGCCCCAGCUACAAGACGCAGCUGUGUGAUAUGCUGGAGAAUUAUCUUGGGGCUGAAGCAGUGGAACCCAUACGAGGGGAUACAAGUAUUCGAAAUGGAAAGAAGAGGCGGAUUUCUGCCGGCCCCCGGCCGCAGCCGAUGGUGGCCGAUCCGAAACUGCAGAACGCCUCGAAGGCUCUGCAAGACAAUCCAGAUCCGGUCGCCGAGAAAUGCAGCGAGACAGAGGCCGCCUUCGCUUCUCUCCUCAUCCGGGGGUGUGGCCACGGCCCCCAGACGGACUUCCUCUACACGCUCCUACCCCCCCUCCACAAAUCUGCGCUGUUGGACUGGACCCCCCUCCUGGAGUACCUGCUCGCGGCAUAUCCCUCGACAACACCAAAAAAUGGCAAAGCUCAGGACGACAGCAAACCAGCGGGGGCAGCGUCAAAGCCGGGGACGCCGGCGGCGUCACCAAAGUCGCCGAAGGGGUCAGAAGAGUCGCUCGAAAGGGGCCCCCCGGAGCGGCUGACGGGGGGGUUCAUGGCGCAGAUGCGGGCCGGAUCGCCGAAGGAGGCCGCGUCGCCCAAGGAGAUGCCCGAGCUCUCCGCGCCCGCCCUCCCUGCGUUUCGGCCCGUUCUCUGCCGGGCCGCGCACGCCGCGCUCGACUCCGCCGCUCCCGUCAAACCCCUAACCUGUCUCGCGCUGCUGAGGCUCGCCCUGACGUGGAUCAAUUCGGCGACCGAGUUUCCGGGCGAAGGAAAGGGGUUGGAGGCGGAAAAGGAACCCGUGGAGCGGGAACGGAACGAGGGGGGAGUGGAUGAAGUGGUGGCGGAAAGCAUGCGGCUCGUGCGGAGGUUGACGCUGGACGACACCCACCUGCUGCCGACUUAUGUCCUUCUUGACGAGACACUGAUCCUGGGCGACUCCAUUCCCUCCGACGAGCCGCUGCUGUCGUUCCUAUACGAUAUCCACAAGCGGCGCGAUAAGGUCGUAUACUACUUCACGCGAACCGAUUGCCAGAUCAGGAGCCCCACGUUUGCCACACUGCGGGCGCCCCCCUUCACACUGCAGGGGAUCUUGGGGGAGCCGAUCAAGGGCGCCGAGCUGGCGGCCGCGGUCCCGCCGCACAGCCGGGAGUGGGAGCGCGCCAUGGCCUGCCUGAAACAGGGCCUCCGAAACAGCGUGUCCGCCGACUGGUGGCGCCGUGUGCUCGUCCUUUCUCCACAGUUCCAGCAGGGCCAAGUGAAUCCCUCCGCCGAGUUCUCAGCGCCAAUGCUGACGGAGGCCCUGGUUCUGCGUACCUUGGAACUACUCCGCCCUUACCCCGAUUCGCCCGGCGAGAUUGCGGACUGUGCCAGCUGGCAGGAGUGGUGCCUCUUCGCAGACCUAUUGUUCCAGAUCGUACGCUCAGGCCACGUCGACUUCCUCUCGUACCUCGAGCAACUCUCGCAGCAGGGGGGUCCCAAAGGCCCGCCGCGGAGCCCCCUGCUGGCGUGGCUCUUCUCACAGCUCGUCCGCUUGGAGGCGAUCAUCGACAUCUUCAAGCGCGGGACUCAGGCGGAAAAGCAGCGGACGUUCGAAUUGCUGGUCCACUUUGCGGAAACACCCCCGUCCGAACUGUCGCAGGCGCCCCACGUGGCAGUGCUCCUCGACUGGGCGCCUAGCUUCCUCGUCUCGCGCCUCAGCAUGUCCCACAAGCACAUGAACAUCGACGUUCCGUUUCCGGCCCUGGCCCCCGCUUGGCAAGCGGACCUGACCAAGCGGAUCAAGGAAGGGGAGAGCUGGUGGCAGGCAUUCGAGGCCGGCAAAGUGCCGCAGGACUCUGGCGCGCUGGAUGACGUCACCACGGGGCGGCUGUGGUUCCUGAGCCACUCAAGGAGCCAGGAGUUCACCAAGGUCUGGUUCGGGAUGCUGAGGUCACAGGGCACAUUUGAGUUACCGGGGACCGCGCCUGGGGAGGCCCCCCUGCCGGUCAUCCGGGAGGUCAAGCCAAUGCCCGUGGGCUUUCUCACGGGGAUUGCGAUCCAGUCGCUAAGCAGGCUAACCAACAUGAUUGAGGAGCUUGUCGCGAUGGGCCAGCCCGCAGUCUCCGUCUCCAUGCUGGAAACAUACGUCCGGGUGCUGCUCGUCUCCCCGCAAUCGCUCUACCGAAAGCUUUUUGAGAGCCUGUUGAACAAGUACAAGCCGGGGGAUCCCCGAAUGACCGGGACCAUGCUCACGCUCCUGGAGCUCCUCAAUUACCGCCUCCUGCCCUUCUACCGGUACCACAACAAGCUGCGCGCCUUGUGGGGCGACCUGGAGCGCAUCCUGGCGGCCCUGCUGACGCUGCCAGGUCAGCACCGGCUGUACCGCCUCACGGAGAACGUCAGCAUGAGCGUCAUCGGUAACAUCCACCGGGACUUCACGGACAUCAAGCGCGCGACCAAGGGCUUGCCAACGUCAGAAACGGUCAACCGGUUGAUGGUGCUCAACAUUGCCGUGGUGUCAAAAACGAGGGGCCUGGCGAGCCCGCCCGACGUGGAGCACAUUCACACCGCGGUAAAGCACCUGCUGGCGCACUCUACGCAUGCUUGGAGUGAAAAGACGCUCCGCCACUUCCCGGCGUCGCUGCGGGAGAUGCUCAAAACCAGGGAGGACGUUAGAGGGCGGGCCGUGCUGGCCGAGUGGCAAAAGCACGGCAAGGCAAUCAUCACAACACACAGCCAGCUGGCAAAGCCUGCCGCCGACCCCGCCGCCGUCUCUGCAUAUCUGAAGAACGCCCCCCGCGAAUUCCGGCGAUGGGCGGCCACGGCGCUGUGGACCAAUAUGGAAGGCCGCCACGACAAGCCCAACCUGACCAACUUCGCCCGCGCCCUCAGGGACUUUACACCUGAGGAGAUCACGGGCAAUGUAUACGUCCUCGUCGACUUCAUUCUGCACAGCUGCACGAAAGGCGUCACCAAGGGAGAGCCAGAGGCAACGGUCCUAGCGAGGACUGCCGCCAACCUGGCGCACAUUCUCUGGGUCGAGGAGCUCCUCCCUUAUGACGUCACCCUGCUCGCGCUGGCGGACCGCGACGACCACCCGCAGGCCCUGUCGCUUUUGACCCUGCUCCUGGAGCGGCCUGAAAUCAGUCAGCGCGUGCAGCGGUACUGCGCCCAACGGGGCCCCGCGGAACACUGGACGCGCGAAGAGGUGCCCGUGAGGGCGGACCUGCGCGCGGCGCUCGGGGCGCAUUAUGCAGGGAGUGACAGGCACCCCCCCCUGUUCGACGAUCUGUGCCUGCGCGCCCUCCCGGUCCUCCCCGUCCUAGUUGGCCGCCUCGUGGAGCACGACCGGUUCGAUGCUGCAACCAAGCUGCUGACGUCAUACGGGCCCCUGCUGACGUACCACCCCAGCAAACUGAUGGUCGUGCGGGACCUGCUGGCGUAUUACCAUGGAAUCAUGCCGCCCAAGCUGGUCAACACGCUGGUAACCCUGCUCGACGUCCAAAAGUACGGCUUCAGCGAGCCCUUCUCCAACUACCUCAAGCACCCAGAAAACGCGGAACCCCUUUUGGCCCCAAACUACUUCCUUAACCUCCUCACCAAAGUCGCCCACGUGUUACCCUCCAUGGGCGAAACCCUCUACAGCCGCCAGAGCCUCAACCCCGCGAAAAGCGGGCCCCACAUGCGGCGGGGGGGCAGUACCGGCGGCAGUUCGACCCCCUGGCGCCUGACGAGCGUGUUUGCGAAGCACCAGGAUUGCGCCACGCAGGCGCAGGUAUUGAUGGCGACGGUUGAGGUGGAGUUGCUUGCGAUUCCCUUUCCGGCGGAACGGACGGCGAGGGCGCUCGUGGGGGCGGCGCUGUGGCCGGAAAACGUGGGGCGUAUGGAGCGGAACAACCGGACGGCCAUGGCGCCCCGUAACGCGCCGGGCGGCUCGUCGCAGUCCCCGUUAUACCGUCCGGGGAUCACCCCGAGCGCCGCCCAGUUCGCCGAGACCACGGGCAUCGUACUCGCGCAGCUGCCGGUGCGCUUCCACGUGGCGUUCUUUGAGGAGGUCCAGAGCGUGAUCUCCGCCGCGCCCUGGUUCAACGGAACCCUGAGCAGCUUAGCGGAACCUGGGGGGGGCGGAACGCUGGGCCGGUUGGAGGAGCCCGGGGUGAGGCACCGGUUGCAGGGGUGGCCGUUUGCGGCGGAGGCGAACAACGCGGCGGAGGAGGGGACGGUCACGGGGACGACGCAAGUGCUCGGGAUGGCGCAUGCGUUUGGUUAUGCCGUUCCGUUCGAGUGGCUGGGCAGUCUGAGCAGCCUAGUGAUUCGACAGCGGCCGAUACGCAGCGGCGCGCACCUGCGCCUCUGCUUCAAAAUGGUGGGGCCCAUGGUGCCGGCAAUGGCGCCCUCGCGGCCGCUCUUCGCGAAGACGCUGGCCCUGCUGUUCACCAUCCUUGCGGACGUGUUCGGACGCUCGAGCACGACCACUGCCGCGGACGCUGCGGAGAUGUCCGACCUGGUUGAUUUCCUGCAUCACUGCGUGACGCUCGAGGGCCGGUACAUGAGCCCGGGGGAUCGUUCCGCCCACAUGAGCACCCUGAGAAUGUGCACACAGGCGAUCGACCGGUUGCACCCCGAGCUGCAAAAGCUCUUCCGACAUCUGGUACAGGACCCCGAGAGCGCCUUGUUUGCGGCAGAGAUUGCGCAAAAGAACCAGCAGGAACGAUAAGACAUGUGUAUGAAAUAGGGCCAUGACGCAUCAGGGUCAGCAGAUGUUCGACGAUAGGUAGUUCUUGACGUGUACAUUAGCAUCAUGUCCGGUCGAGUUUAGAGGGUCCUUUCCCGAAGUGCUAUUGUGAGAGUGAUUGUGUUUGUCGUGAUGCUUAAUGAAAGCUUCGGGAAGAAGAGUCUGUUCGUAUCGCCCCGUUGGAGUUCGCCAUGAGAGCCUUCGAUCUUAGGCAAGUCGCGGAGUAGAAGCAAGUGCCCCAUUCAAGGUUGUACACCUUAGCGGAUUCGAAAGAGGGAUGUGCUAUAACGACGGUGCUUUGUGGGAUCGCUUAUGUAGAUAGCUGGUUACGCACAUUCUAGCUGUUCGAAGCCAGGCUAGGUCAUAAACGAUUUUACUGUUGCACUUGAUCAAUGUAGUGUGCCGGUUCAGGGUUUGAAUCGCAGCUAGAAAGCAGCAUGGUCAUU